Messenger RNA from Protobothrops mucrosquamatus (brown spotted pit viper), 2181 nucleotides. RefSeq names its product fibronectin leucine rich transmembrane protein 3 (gene FLRT3). The transcript has a single exon. Gene Ontology annotation, molecular function: protein binding. Lineage: Eukaryota; Metazoa; Chordata; Lepidosauria; Squamata; Viperidae. The record is from RefSeq and is a predicted model, not a curated record. Bases 17 to 1963 code for a protein of 648 amino acids.
UCACUGCAACUUGACCAUGAUCAGUGUAACCUGGAGCUUCAUCCUUAUUUGGACAAAGAUAGUGCUGUUGCUGAAAAUGGCACCUCAUUUUGCCAGUGCCAAACUAUGCCCUUCUGCGUGUCGCUGUGAUGCAGGAUUCAUUUACUGCAAUGAUCGUGACUUGACUUCUAUUCCAACUGGGAUUCCAGGGGAUGCUACAACUCUUUACCUUCAGAACAAUCAAAUUAAUAAUGCUGGAAUUCCUUCCGAGUUAAAAACCUUAAUAAAAGUAGAGAGAAUUUAUUUAUAUCACAACAGCUUGGAUGAAUUCCCUAUCAACCUUCCAAAAUAUGUGAAAGAAUUGCAUUUGCAAGAAAAUAACAUAAGGACAAUUACUUAUGAUUCACUGUCACAAAUUCCUUAUCUAGAAGAAUUGCAUUUGGAUGAUAAUUCUGUUUCUGCUGUUAGUAUUGAAGAUGGAGCCUUCCGGGAUAAUAUUUAUCUCAGACUACUUUUUCUCUCUCGAAAUCACCUUAGCACCAUUCCCUGGGGCUUGCCUAAAACAAUAGAAGAGCUGCGCUUGGAUGAUAAUCGUAUUUCCACAAUUUCAGAGCUGUCCCUUCAAGAUCUUACAAAUUUAAAACGUUUAGUUUUAGAUGGAAAUCUCUUAAACAAUCAUGGAUUAGGAGAGAAGGUCUUCACAAAUCUAGUCAAUUUAACUGAACUCUCACUAGUUCGUAAUUCUCUUACAGCAGCUCCAAUAAAUUUGCCAGGCACAAAUCUGAGAAAGCUUUAUCUACAAGAAAACCAUAUCAAUCGUGUACCACCUAAUGCUUUUGCAUAUCUACGUCAAUUAUAUCGAUUGGAUAUGUCAAAUAACAAUCUCAGUAAUUUACCUCAGGGUGUCUUUGAUGACCUAGACAAUAUAACCCAGUUGUUUCUUCGAAACAAUCCAUGGCGCUGUGGGUGCAAGAUGAAAUGGGUUCGUGAUUGGCUACAGACCCUGCCUCUCAAAGUUAAUGUACGUGGACUGAUGUGUCAAGCACCAGAAAAAGUGCGGGGCAUGGCAAUCAAAGAUCUCAACAAAGAGCUAUUUGAUUGCAAAGAUGAAGAUAUUGUAAGCACUAUCCAAAUUACUGCUUCAAUACCAAACACUUUAUAUCCUGUGCAAGGACACUGGCCCAUUUCUGUGACCAAAUCUCCUGAAAUAAAGACUGUUAAUCCACAUAAAAAUUACAGAACAGCUUCCCCAGCACAGGAAAUCAUUACCAUUGUUGUAAAAUCUGUAAGCACGGAGACUAUUCACAUUUCUUGGAAAGUUGCACUACCCAUGACUGCUCUGAGACUUAGCUGGCUCAAAAUGGGUCACAGCCCAGCCUUUGGAUCUAUAACUGAAACCAUUGUUACAGGGGACCGAAAUGAUUACCUGCUCACUGCACUUGAGCCAGAUUCCCCAUACCGUGUAUGCAUGGUUCCCAUGGAAACCAGUAACAUCUAUCUGUAUGAUGAAACUCCUGUCUGUAUAGAGACUGAAACUGCUCCUCUUAGAAUGUACAAUCCUACAACAACCCUAAACCAUGAACAAGAGAAAGAACCAUUCAAAAACUCUAACUUGCCCUUAGCUGCCAUCAUAGGAGGGGCAGUGGCUCUGGUAGCUAUAGCAUUGCUUGCUUUAGUAUGUUGGUAUGUCCACAGGAAUGGUUCCUUGUUCUCAAGAAAUUGUACCUAUAGCAAAGGACGGCGAAGAAAAGAUGACUAUGCUGAGGCUGGAACUAAGAAGGACAAUUCCAUCCUAGAAAUCAGGGAGACUUCUUUUCAGAUGAUCUCUCUGAAUAAUGAGCAAGUGUCUAAAGAGGAGUUUGUAAUACAUACCAUAUUUCCACCUAAUGGGAUGAAUCUGUAUAAAAACAACCACAGUGAAAACAGUAGUAACAGAAGCUACAGAGACAGUGGUAUACCUGAUUCAGAUCACUCACAUUCAUGAUAGUAAGAAAUUUGGAAGACUUGGGGUAGUUACUUUUUCUCACAAAGGAAGGCAACUGUACUGGUUGCUGGAGUACUACAGAACACUGGAUUAAAAGACUGUAUAAGCAAUGUAUUGUACAUUUGCCAUAUAAUUUAUAUUUAAGAACUUUUUAUUAAAAGUUUCAAAUUUCAGGUGACUGCUGCGAUUAAUGUAGCAAGGAUGCCUGAAAACAAUUC